Messenger RNA from Punica granatum (pomegranate), 2715 nucleotides. The record is from RefSeq and is a predicted model, not a curated record. NCBI's taxonomy places the organism in Eukaryota, Viridiplantae, Streptophyta, Magnoliopsida, Myrtales, Lythraceae.
UCGGACUGUGGUGGUCUCGGCAGCAUUCAAUAGAAUCUCCGCCCUCUCCUCCUUCGUUCCGUCCCGAGGAGAAUUACGGCACGCAUGUACAUCAUAAAAAGCAGGCAAACGGCAGUUCCUCUCCCGGUGGGCCACCGUCCCGUCGCCGUCACCAUCAGCUCAGCCUGCCAUCUUUGAUUCGUCAGCUCUCCUCUGCUCCAUACAAGCGGUUCGCCAUCUCUCCCUCUUCGUCUUCUUCGAGCAAUCCGUACCUCUCCGUGCUUUGGCUUCGCCUGGUUCUCGUGGCCCCGAGGCUCUGCCGUUCACGGAAGCGGUCUCCGUGGCGGCUUGUUCUCUGUUCGUUGAUGGUCAUCUAAUUCCGAGCUCAACCCUGCUCGUUCCGACUCCAUUUGAAUCGUGAGAGAAGUUGCACCGGCGUCAAACUCUCCCUCCGGUAAAGAUGGUGGCUUUUGGGAAAAAGUUGAAGGACAGGCAAAUUCAGGAAUGGCAAGGAUAUUACAUCAACUAUAAGCUGAUGAAAAAGAGGGUAAGACAGUAUUCUCGCCAAAUUGAAGUUGGCGCACAAGAUCGCCGGCAUGUUCUCAAGGAUUUCUCUAGAAUGCUGGAUAACCAGAUUGAGAAGAUUGUUCUCUUUGUGCUGGAGCAACAAGGUGUGCUCGCAAGCAGGAUAUCUAAGCUCGGGGAGUGGCAAGAAGCUCUUCAGGAGCAGCCUGAUCUAUCCCAAAUAUCCGAACUGAGAGAAGCUUACAGAGCAGUUGGACAAGAUCUUCUAAAGCUCCUUUAUUUCGUGGAGAUUAAUGCAAUAGGUCUCCGAAAGAUUUUGAAGAAAUUCGAUAAACGUUUUGGCUAUAGGUUCACAGACUACUACGUCAAAACUCGUGCUAAUCACCCAUAUUCUCAGCUGCAGCAAAUCUUUAAGCAUGUGGGUAUAGGAGCUGUCGUUGGAGCCAUUUCCCGAAACCUCGGGGACCUCCAAGACCGCCAAGGAAGCUAUUUAUCUAUAUAUGAUCAGCCUCCACUGCCUCUUCAGGAUCCUAUCAUUGAUUCAAUAAAAGCAGCUGUGGACAGGUUAACUCAUUCAACAAACUUCCUGAAUUUUUUGGCUCAACAUGCACUUAUCAUGCAAGAUGAGCUACCUGCCCCUGUGGAGGAAGAGGCCAAGGAUCAGAAAUACCAUUUUAUGUCACUUCUAUUGAACUUGGUAAACACAUUCCUUUAUAUGGUCAAUACGUAUAUUAUUGUCCCCACCGCAGAUGACUAUGCGAUGAGUCUUGGAGCUGCAGCAACAGUUUGUGGUGUCAUCAUCGGAGCGAUGGCUGUUGCUCAGAUAUUCUCAUCGGUGUACUUUAGUGCUUGGUCAAAUAAAUCAUACUUCAGGCCUCUGAUAUUUAGCAGCAUAGUUCUACUCGUGGGAAAUGCCAUGUAUGCAUUGGCUUAUGAUCUUGAUUCAAUAGCAGUUCUCCUUGUAGGCCGUCUUUUCUGUGGAUUAGGUUCUGCUAGAGCUGUAAACCGGCGUUAUAUCAGUGAUUGUGUACCCUUGAAGAUACGAAUGCAGGCAUCAGCGGGAUUUGUUAGUGCAAGUGCUCUUGGAAUGGCUUGUGGCCCUGCACUCGCUGGCUUACUUCAAUUUGAUUUCAAAAUAUACAAGCUCACAUUCAACCAAGAUACUUUACCUGGUUGGGUUAUGACGCUGGCAUGGUUAUUAUACUUAAUAUGGCUGUGGAUCUCAUUCAAAGAACCGGUUCGUGAGGUUGAAGCAAAUGGCACGACUGAGAAGUCUAAUGCUGCUGGAACAGCUGGAAAUGAUGAGCUUGAGAAUGGUGUUAAACAGCCACUGCUUAUCAGCUCUCGAAAUUCAGAGGAAAAGGAAGGCGAUGAAGAUGGGGAUCAAGAUCAAGAAUUCGAUGACGGUGAAGAAACACCUGGGGAAUCAAGAAAACCAGCCACAUCACUUGCCUCAGCAUAUAGGUUACUGACACCUUCUGUGAAGGUUCAACUGCUGAUAUAUUUCAUGCUCAAGUAUGCAAUGGAGAUUUUAGUGUCAGAGUCGAGCGUCAUCACUACGUAUUACUUCAACUGGUCCACAACUGCAGUGGCUAUUUUCCUGUUCUGCAUUGGGCUAACGGUUCUUCCAGUAAAUAUAAUUGUAGGAAGCUACAUCAGCAACAUGUUUGAAGAUAGGCAAAUUUUACUGGCAUCUGAAAUUAUGGUCUGCAUUGGGAUUCUCCUCAGCUUCCAUGUCAUAAUCCAAUACACGGUUCCUCAGUAUGUUAUCUCGGGCCUCAUUAUGUUUGUUUCUGCUGAAGUGCUGGAAGGUGUGAAUUUGUCAUUGCUCUCGCGGGUCAUGUCGUCUCGACUUUCCAGGGGAACCUACAAUGGAGGAUUAUUAUCGACCGAAGCUGGCACCAUUGCUCGGGUCAUAGCUGACGCUACAAUAACUCUAGCAGGCUAUCUCGGGGAUAAGUUGCUCUUGAAUGUCACCCUGCUUCCUUCUCUGCUAAUCUGCAUAGGAUCAAUCAUUGCGACCAUCUUUACUUACAACACCCUCUAUUAAUGCUGCUGCUGCUGCUUUCUCUCUUAGCUCUUGUAUGUAGGGAUGAAAUUAGGGUUUGAUUUCGAAUUGAAUAGUCUUUUGAAUUUAGUUGGGACUAAUUUGAUUGAUUGAAUUAAUAAAAGGUCCGCCAAAAACCUUUGGUGGAAUAGUUUCUUCCUGUC